This is a messenger RNA of Cuscuta campestris, 1707 nucleotides long. NCBI's taxonomy places the organism in Eukaryota, Viridiplantae, Streptophyta, Magnoliopsida, Solanales, Convolvulaceae. The record is from the annotation of a GenBank genome assembly.
CUCUGCGUAUCACACGUCGGCAGGUCAGCCAGCAAUCAGAUCCCAUCCAUUGCGCGAAUAGGGCAGAAGUGCAAAACCAUUGCCUGCAAGUCGGCAACCAUACAAUCCAUUUGUUGAUAUCGAAGGUCUGUGGAUGUGCAGAAAAUUGAAUCACAAUGCAUUAGUGCACCAAAUGUAUGCUCUUAUGCUCCUCCACACAAGAAAUCCACCUUAUCUUUUCUCUAAAUCUCCAUUUCAUUCUCCCUGUCCAGUUCUUCUUCCUCUCCCAAAAUCAUCAUGUCUAUUUCAGUCACUUCCACCUUCCCAAAGGGGCAAUUUCUCCCAAAAACCUUCUUUAUCCCUCAAAUCAAUCCCAACCCUUUUUCCUACGCUCUUCAAAUUCGCCGUAACUUGUCAAAUUCUUCCCCAUCUAGACGAAAUAAACUCUACCCAAUCGCUAGCUCGGCUGCUGCCACUGUAAGAGCUCAAAAACAGUCAUUCAGGAGCAAAAACCCAAGAGAUGUCAAUGUUCUUGUCGUAGGCUCAACCGGGUAUAUUGGCAAAUUUGUGGUUAAAGAGUUGGUUAAAAGAGGGUUUAAUGUGAUAGCUGUUUGCAGGGAGAGAAGUGGGAUUAAAGGGAAGUAUGGUAAAGAAGAGACUUUAGGCCUAUUUGAUGGAGCCAAUGUGUGUUUUUCUGAUGUGACCAGUUUGGGUAAUUUGCAAAAGAGUUUGGAGGGCUUGGGUGUGUCCUUUGAUGUGGUUGUUUCAUGCCUCGCGAGUCGAAACGGUGGGAUUAAGGACUCCUGGCUGAUUGAUUAUGAGGCCACCAAGAACAGUCUUGUUGCAGGGAGAAAACUUGGGGCUGUGCAUUUUGUGCUGCUCUCUGCAAUCUGUGUGCAGAAGCCUCUGCUCGAAUUCCAGCGCGCCAAGCUGAGAUUCGAGGCUGAUUUGGUGCGUGAGUCCGAGGAAGAUGACACCUUUAGCUACAGCAUUGUGAGGCCUACCGCGUUCUUCAAGAGCUUGGGAGGGCAGGUUGAGCCUGUCAAGGAUGGGAUGCCUUAUGUCAUGUUUGGCGAUGGGAAAUUGUGCGCGUGCAAGCCUAUAAGCGAGCGCGACUUGGCUUCGUUCAUCGCGGAUUGUGUCACGGACGAGAAUAAGAUGAAUCGGGUACUACCCAUUGGAGGACCGGGGAAAGCAUUGACUCCAUUGGAGCAAGGAGAGAUGUUGUUCCGGAUCGCGGGCAAGGAGCCAAAGUUCAUCAAAGUACCCAUUGAGGUCAUGGAUUUGGGCAUAGGGGUACUUGAUUUUUUGGCCAAGGUUUUCCCUUCCUUGGAGGACGCCGCGGAGUUUGGGAAGAUCGGUAGGUAUUACGCUGCUGAGAGUAUGUUGGUUUUCGACCCCGAGACGGGAGAAUACAAUGCUGAGAAAACCCCAAGUUAUGGGACAGAUACUUUGGAAGAAUUCUUUGAGAGAGUUCUUAGGGAAGGAAUGGAUGGCCAAGAGUUGGGGGAGCAGUCCAUAUUUUAGAUAUUUCAUAGGUUCUUUCUUUCUUUCUUUCUUUCAUUUUGAGGAUCGUUCUCUUAUGUAACAUUGCAAUGUAUGCAUUUGUAAUUGUUGAAUGUUAAAUUUAGUCCCAUCUUGUAAAAUGCAAUACUUGUCUUAGUAACAAAGUUUGAUUAGAUCAUUAGAUGUUACCCUUUUGUUCCUAAAUAAAUGUCUUACUAAGGC